Messenger RNA from Penaeus chinensis, 5264 nucleotides. RefSeq names its product protein adenylyltransferase Fic-like (gene Fic). NCBI's taxonomy places the organism in Eukaryota, Metazoa, Arthropoda, Malacostraca, Decapoda, Penaeidae. Bases 11 to 1831 code for a protein of 606 amino acids. The transcript has 6 exons. The record is from RefSeq and is a predicted model, not a curated record. Gene Ontology annotation, molecular function: protein binding.
ACCAAAACAAAUGACCGAUGUGGACAGACGCCUGUGCUCGCUCCGCAGCUGUAAAUAUGUUUUUUCGACGAAUAUUGUUCGAAUUCUGCAAAGUGAAGAGAUGAAUAAGUUCACACUCUUUCUGGUGUUCUUGUGCGGGGCAAUUUUCGCGGGUUUGGUGUCUCUGAUGCACAGUUCAUGGCGGUUCUACGCGUCCUCCGAGCUGGCGAUGAUGUCCUCCCUCGGGGCCAUUCCAGCGGGCUCGGACUUGGAGCUGAUGGACGAUGGGUACGUGGCCAUGGCCCUCCUCGGGGCGCACGACGAGGACCAGGCCGUCUCCAAGAAGCAGACGACGGAGCUGGAAGACAGGCAUGCUGAGAUAGAGGCAUUAAAUACAUUAAAAGCAGCACAAGAAUUGGUACACUCAGGAAAGAGCGUUAGAGCUGGUAGGCUUUUGGAGCAUGCCUUUUCUUUGGCACCAAGGCACCCAGAUGUUCUCAUACAUUAUGGAGAAUAUUUGGAGCAUCACCGUAAUGACAUAGUGCAAGCAGAUAAGCUAUACUUAAGGGCCUUGGCUGUGUCUCCUGCUAAUUCAAGGGCAUUAAGAAAUCGACGGAGAACUAGACCCAUCGUUGAUGAUAUGGAUGCAGGGAUUUUUAGUCGUAUUGAUGGCAAAAGAGAUGAUUUAGCACUAAUCCCGAGUUCCUCAGCUUCCCUGAGACGCAUUAAAAAGGAAGCCUACUUCCAGUACAUUUACCACACAGCAGGCAUUGAGGGAAACACCAUGACCUUGGCACAGACUCGGAUGAUCUUGGAGACUAGACUCAGUGUUGGAGGGAAGAGUGUGAUGGAACAUAAUGAGAUCUUGGGCCUGGACCUUGCUCUCAAGUAUAUCAACAUGACCCUGGUGCACAGAGUUGGCCGCAUAACUCUGCACGACAUUCUGGAAAUUCACCGAAGGGUUUUAGGUCAUGUUGAUCCCAUUCAAGCUGGCCAGUUAAGAACAACUCAGGUUUAUGUAAGUGAUCAUGUUCCACCUCCACCAACACACUUGCAAGUUCUUAUGGAAGAUUUUGUGCAGUGGCUGAACUCACCAGAAGCUCAGAGACUCCAUCCAAUCAAAUAUUCAGCUCUUGCCCACUACAAGCUAGUGUUUAUACACCCAUUUGCUGAUGGAAAUGGAAGAACAGCAAGAUUAUUAAUGAAUUUUCUGUUAAUGCAGGCUGGCUACCCACCUGUAAUAAUCCGUAAACAAGACAGGCUCAUGUAUUAUGACUGCCUACAAACAGCUAAUGAAGGUGACACUCGGCCAUUCAUCAGAUUCAUUGCACACUGCACUGAGAAGACAUUAGAUGUGUAUUUGUGGGCCACAAAGGAGGCCUUACCCAAAAUAGGCCAGGAAAAUGAAAGCAAAGGUGGAGUGAAUAAGUUGAAAAAAGACCACCAGGAAAAAGAUUAUGAAAUGGCUGAUAUGAAGCCUAAUGUUGACAGUGAGGAAGUCAAAAAGUUUUCCUUUGAAUCUGUUGAUGACAUUCCACCAUGGCAAGUGGAAGAAGAGGAGUAUAAGGAGAAAGAACUGUUCAGUGGAGGUCAGAGUUAUAUACCCACAAACAUUGAAGAUGACAUACUUAAGGAAGGUUCUAGUCAUAGGUCAGAAAGUAGUGUUGAUCAUGAGCAUGGUUUUAAGUUAUGGUUUGCUAGUGACGAAGAUCACGGAACAGUAAGUGGAACAAGGAGAUAUGGAAGGGUGCUAAAUGAACAAUAUUUGUUUGAAGAAGUUACAAUAGAAGAUAAACUAAAGGAUAAAAGGGACCUUGAAGAUGACGAGAACACUAUAGCACGUGGUCUUUAGUAAAAAUAUAUUUUUAAUUUUCUAAGUAUAUAUUGAAUUAUUAGGAUUUUAGAUGUACUGGAAAUUGUACAUCCAUACUUGCACAGCAUACAUGUAUAAAGUGACAAUAAUAUAUAUAUUUAUUUAUUUUAAAGAAAUCUUUACAAUAUUGUUGAUAGUACUAUACCCUAACACAUAAACCGUAGCAGGUUUGAGUGCACAAUUUAGAAUAAGUGUCAUAUUUGUUGAACUAUUAAUGUUUUUAUGUUGAGGUUGUAUAUAUUAUACAACAGUAUUUAUAUUUUUGAGCAUUCAUGAGGGAUCUAUUUAUUAAAAUGCUGCCCUGUUAACUCCCACUUAAGAAAAAUAAAUGUUGAUAUUAGUAUAAUAGAGAUUUUUUUGUAUAAUAUAUAUAAAUAUCAUACUAGUGCUCAAGAAUCAUAUGAAAGUAAUGACAGAAAUGCUUAUGCAGUAUUUUACCCCAAUACCCUUUCAAGAUUUGUGUAGUUUUAUCAUUUAUAUUUCCUUUUCUUUUUUGUAUAGCAAUAUAUUUUUGGAGAGAUUAUUUACAUUUUUAAGUGUGAGACAUGCCUGAAAUUUAAUUUUACUGUUUUCUUAUAAAUUAAUAUAUAUUUAUUAUAGAUUGUAUCUUUUCUCUACUAUUUAGAGGAAUUUAGCAGGUCUCCAUGGUUAAAAGUUAUUCACUAGAUACCGGUGCAUGUGUUUUUUGCUUUAGUUGGGCAUUCAUUUCCUUAUCAUUUUUGGUGAUAUUGAUCAGCAUUUGCCAUGGCUGAUUGCAUAAGGCUACAGGAAAUUGUUAUCUGUUUAAUCAGUUUUUCUGUUCUAGUUCAAAAAGAGAAAGAAAAAUAAAUAGAUAAAAAAAGUAAGAAGUCUGAUAUGCCAGAUUUGUUAUUCCAAAAUGCUGUUGCUCCUUAUCUACACCUGAGACUCUCUGCUUUGGCUUAGAUAUUAGUAAUUUGAGCAAAAUAUUCUUUCAUAACUGCCUACUUUUUAUUGCAGAUGAAUGAUUAUAUUCAUGAUAAUCUAAAAACCUAGACUGCAUAUAUUCUUGCAAAUCUUAGCACUUUGCAUCAAAACUAAUAUACUAGCCCAAAUUUAUUAUUACAUUGCAUGAAACUUGUCUUCAAAUAAUUUCUUGAUAAAGAUGGAUUUCUUAACCUGAAGAAAGAAGUGAUGUUAAUAAUGAGAUAAACUCAUUUAUUAGUAUGGCAUGAUGACAUUUGUCUGGCUUGUUCUUGUGUUCAUAUUUGACAUUAUUAUUCUUACAUGUCUGACACAUGAAUACUGAAUGAUACCAAGAUUUAAUAUAUUAACCAUUCACGUUAUAUUUUGUAGGUCUGCAGUUAAUUUAAGAAUACCAGAAGUUAGGGUUGUUUCUGUAAGAGUAACAAAUGAGGCUUGAUUUGACCAUAAAUAUACCAGGCUUGGAUCUAGUAACAGUGGUACCUGGGCACCUAAAUGUGGUUCUUAGAGAUCACACUCUUUGUGUGUGUUUACAGAUAAGAUGGCUCAGUUUGUGGCAUUUUACCUCUUGCCAGCUUUUACCAACAGGCAUGGUCAUUUGGAUGGUUUGCCUCUGGUUUCUCACUUUUGCAGCCUUUACCUGUCUUACUGUGAUUUAGCAGGUUUGUCUGUGUGUGGGUACUGCUCCUUGUGUGGAUGGGGCCAUAGAUAGAAUGAACUUGCUAUUAAUUAUUUAAAAUGUGUAAUUUGGAAACAAAACUCAAAAAGCUCUUUUAUACUAGUAGAUACUCAAAUAAUUUAUUUUCUUAUAUGUAAUGAAUAAAAAAGGCAUUAAAGAUGUAUAUGUCAUGUAAAGGAGAUUCUUCCCUAUUUAUUAAAACCAAAGACUAGGCAGGAGUUUAAGUAUAAUAUUUUAUGAAUAGUAUAAUACACAAACAUGUAUUGAAAACUGGUUUAUUUUUUUUGCCUAAGGGUUUCAUGAUGGAAUUGAUGUUAUUUAAUCCAGUCAUGACAGGACUCUAGUAUUAUACUGAACAAUACUUCAGGGUGCAUGCUGAGUCAGCUGCCCAAGAGUAAAAAGCAGAAGCAUGGUGAACAUAAAAUUAGUCUGCUCUGUGUUCUUGGCUGUGACAAACAAUGUUUUAGGUAAUGAGACUUAAAAAGUCUAAAAGGGGUUAAAUGUCAUAACAUGUUGUAUGUAUAGAAAUGUGCAUAUGUUGAACAUUUAGGAAUAAUGAUAUUGGUAUUUGUACUGUUAUCAUUAUUAUAUAAAUAGUAACUAAAAAUAACAACAAUAAUGAUAAUGAUAAAAGUUUUAAUGAAGGUUGGCUUGUUAUGGUAAUGAACACAAAAGUUUUUUACAUGACAAUUUUUUAUAUUCGGUUUUCAUUAAUGGAUAUUACUUGGGGAAAUUAAAAGAAAAGUAAUAAGAAAAAGACAUUUCUUUAUUGCAAAUACUAUAUAUAUAUAUAAAACUCAUUCUUGCUUGGAAUGUCUUUUCUCUAAAAAGAAACACAAACAAAAAUAAGUUGUGUUUCCCCUACCACUGGCAGGUUCUCCUCCAAAACAGAAGUGUAGAGUAACCUGAAUCUUUUGCAAAGUUAACCUGAAACAUACCUUGAAGAAUAAAUUAAUUCCAUAUUUGGAUAUUUUGUAGAUGACAUAACAUUUGGUGUCUCCAUUGCAGUUAACAGGUUCUAUCUUAAAUAUUUGCAAUAAAAGUGUCUGUUAUUUACAAUGCAUGUAUACUGAUUCAAGAAAAUUAAAUAGUAUGGAUAUUUUUUUUUUCUGUGCAUCAUGAUCAGAUAAUACAUUAGCAACACAAAUAAUUAAGUUAUUCUCUCUAACAAUAAAAUCCAAUAAUACAUUAAAAUCACGAAAUAAUUGUACUCUUAUACAUACAUUCAUUCAUUCAAAGUACAAUCAUUUUCCUUGGUAGGCAGAUUAAAAAUAAAAAUUGUAGUGUAAAACAUUGCAUUAAAAAAAUAUACUAAAGCUUUUUUGUUCAAAGGUUAUAUUAUUAGCCAGUACUAAACACCAGUACUGAAUACUGACUGCUAUACAAAAUAUGUGAUGGACACAUUUGAAAUGUUAAUUGAAGACCAAUGAACUAUCAAGAAGUAGGUUUUUUUUCUUUUAUUCUUACUCCACUUCCAUUUUACCUUCUAAUUUGCUUUUCUGACCUUUAUCAUCCCUAGCAGCAAGGCACUUUCGGAUCUCUAGUCCAAUUGCACGUGCCAUAGGUGGAGGAACAGCAUUUCCAACCUGAGGAAUGGCAUUGCUUUCAAAUAAAGUAAUAGAGGGAUUGACUUAUGCAGUAAUGUAAAUCUAAAAUAUAACAAGACUUCACUAUUGUAAGAUUUUUGUGUUCAUUAGUUACUGUAGGAGAGCAGUUUAAAAACCUUAUUUGACCUAUAUUCUCAUAUGGUUUGUACACAUACCUGAAAGCAAAAUACAAUAAUAAUGCAUA